Molecule: messenger RNA, 512 nt
Organism: Drosophila montana
Lineage: Eukaryota; Metazoa; Arthropoda; Insecta; Diptera; Drosophilidae
Gene: Cpr60D
Product: Cuticular protein 60D
Exons: 2
Coding region: 131-421 (96 amino acids)
Source: RefSeq, a predicted model, not a curated record
AAAUCAUCAACAGCGAUUAAUUAAAACUCGUUUUCUCGCUGAGCCCAAGCUGACCAAAACGGGCAGCUAUAAAAAGCGGCUGCCCCUCUGAUAUUUGUUGAAUUUCAUAGAACACACAACAAAACAAAUAAUGUUGAAUCAUAAAUUGCUGUGCUGCGCCUGCUUCCUGCUCCUGUUGGCCGCCAGCGGCAGCGCCAAUGAGCCGGAGCCGGCGGCGGAGCUGGUGAAGCACAUCAAUCAACAGAAUCUGGAUGGAGCGGGUCAGUACAGGCACGAGAUUGAGAUAGAUAAUGGCAUCAGGACAUCGGCCCAGGGCAAUGUGAACGGGGUGCAGGGUGAAUACGAUCUGCCCGGCGAGAAUGGGCCCAUACAUGUUACCUAUACGGCCGACUCCACGGGCUUUCAUCCGCAUGUUAAUUAAACUUGUUUAUAACAAAAACAAAAUACAUAUAUAAAAAUUGAACAGAAAACAAAAUGUGACACAAUUAAAUGAGGGGCGCAGUUGAAAUUUA